AUGGUUAUCUUAUCUCGCCUGCACUACCUACAACAUAUUCAGUUGCGCCGCCUUGGCAGCAGCCUCCGUCCGCCGCCGUUUGGAAUGAAGCCAUUAUUACGUACUGUCGUAGGUACAACUGGAAUCUGUUUGAUGAGAAAUGCUUGGAAAGAGGACCAACAUCCAUCAUUCAUCAAUUUUAUCUCCACUUUCCUCUCUGCAAAUUCUUUUCGCCUAAACUUUGUCCCAAUUGCCCCGGACUUUAUAUUCAAUUGUGGGGGUUUAUCUGUAGCCUUCAUUUUUGUGUCAAACUGGGACUGCAAUAAUGUUGCUCCAAUCUUCAACAGAGUCAAGGAACUGAAGAUGCAAUUUGCACGGUUUUAUGUCGUCAUCGCACUCCCAGCAAAAGAGCAAAUGAAUUCAUUUAUUCAGUCAUAUUUCACAUUUGGCAUGGUGAUUGGCAAGCCUACAUUUGUGCCAGUUCAGGACUUGGAGAUGGGGUUUGAAAAGAUGGUGAAAAUAGCUCAUUCUUCUGGAGUAUACAAGCAAGAAAGAAUUGGAGAAAAAUUGAAAGAGGAGGUCAGUUGGUUGAUUCUACAUUCAUACACUGUAAUUGUGCUUGGAGUCCCUUCAGAAAUGAAAAAUAAUAUUGAUGUACGAAUUUUGAUAUGGAUUUUGAAGAGGAAGCAGUUAGUGCAAAGAAUGGACUUUUACCUUAAGGUGGUUACAUCCAUCCCAGGCAUUGACAAUCACGAUGCAAAUGCGCUUAGCCAAGCUAUUGGUUCUGUCCAAGCAAUUGCCAAGGCGUCAAAAGAGCAAAUUCUAGAGAACACAGAUCUUUCUACUAACAAGGCAGAGGUGGUUUCAAGGUUUCUCAGGGACCCAAAGUUUUACUCGCGUCCCAAGAUCAAUUGA
Messenger RNA from Sphenostylis stenocarpa, 894 nucleotides. NCBI's taxonomy places the organism in Eukaryota, Viridiplantae, Streptophyta, Magnoliopsida, Fabales, Fabaceae. The record is from the annotation of a GenBank genome assembly.